GUUGUACGUCGAAACAUGUCAGUACUUCCCCCUCAGGUUGACCAAGUUUCCACUGGGAGGGUUUGCAUAGUUCCUCUCCCCCUCUCUUUUUCCCUCCUCCGCAUCCGGACCCUCAGCAGUAAACGAGUGCAGACAGAGAAAAGAAGAAAGGAGUCCACGAUGGUCUACCCAAAACUUUACCUACAGCUCUUUACUUUCCUGGCAAUAAUAACUCUAUUGGCUCUCUCAGAUGUAUCCAGCGAGAGCACUCUGCACAAAAUUCUGAAGAGAGAAGUGGAGGGUGAGGUGAAUGCAGCAGCAGCUGUAGCAGUUCCUCCCACUAAGGCCAAGCAGUUCCUGGCAUCUCUCCGAAGACCUAAGAGGAACCUCUGGGACCGUAGCCGUCCUGAUGUGCAGCAGUGGAUCCAGCAGUUCAUGUACAUGGGGUAUGACGAGGCGAGGCUAGAGGCUGAUCUGGCUUACUGGCAGGAUUACGCGCGCUCCAGAGACCAAGGACGUCAGCAUCAUUAUGAUGAGAACUCUCCCAUGGGUCCUCGCUAUCCCACCUCUUACAGACAUGGAGCAAAUGUCAACUAUGACUACUACUAGCUUUUGUUUCUCCUCAGGAAAAACAUCAAGGCCAAUAAAGUUAAUGCAAUUGUGUGGAGCCCCUUAUGAUAAAGAAAAUUCUCCACACUGAAGAAAUUUCAUAGAUGUGAUCUUUAGAAUGGAUGUGGUGCCUGCUGUUCUCCGGGGGGCACAAUGACCUGCAAUAAUAUCUUUUUUGACCUUAUGACCUAUACCACAACAUUACCUAAUAAACAUAUUCUUACAGGCAGAA
Molecule: messenger RNA, 820 nt
Organism: Neoarius graeffei (lesser salmon catfish)
Lineage: Eukaryota; Metazoa; Chordata; Actinopteri; Siluriformes; Ariidae
Gene: ecrg4a
Product: ECRG4 augurin precursor a
Exons: 5
Coding region: 16-588 (190 amino acids)
Biological process (GO): cellular senescence; G1 to G0 transition; regulation of cell population proliferation
Source: RefSeq, a predicted model, not a curated record